Molecule: messenger RNA, 2432 nt
Organism: Tripterygium wilfordii
Lineage: Eukaryota; Viridiplantae; Streptophyta; Magnoliopsida; Celastrales; Celastraceae
Product: BTB/POZ domain-containing protein At1g63850-like
Exons: 2
Coding region: 197-2080 (627 amino acids)
Molecular function (GO): protein binding
Source: RefSeq, a predicted model, not a curated record
UAUUAUCAUCUACUCCACCAAAAACAGCCCCUACGCCUUGUCUGUUUCAUAGUUAAUGCUGUAUCCGUGACUCUUCUCUGUCUCUUGCUUCCCCCGUCUCUGUCUCGUAACUCGUUUACACCGCCAUUUUUAAUUUCACUCUCUUGUUUUUGUUCUCACGAUGCUGCCUUGAACGACAAAUAAAUACCCACAUUUCAUGGCAACUACCACAGCUACUCACCUUAAACUCCAACCUAAGAAACCUAAACGCCGUAAAUGCCGUGAAACUACCAUCUCCUCCUCUGCCUCCGCUACUUCUGCCAACAAUACUGACCCGACGUCCACCGGGUCCUGGCCCCGUAAUCCGAGCCGGAAAAUUGACCCGCCCACCGUUGUCUCCGCGGACAACUCCUCGUCUUGUCUGGCUACUAAACCCAUACAUUCAGCGAACACGAGUACGAAAGAACCCGAUUCGCCGGAGACAGUCAAGAUCCGAUUCUCUCCUGGCAGUCUAUCACCGGUCAUGGACUUCACCGGCACCUCCACCACUACGACGUACAGUAAUGGGCAUCACUCUCCGAAUGAUUCUUCAUCGUUCCCUUCGAGUUUCUCGAAGUUCAACUCUGCACUCACUGCGGGUCUCCUAAACCCGAUGUCCCCUCCGCUUCCGUCCUACAAGAUGGCCCGAUCCAGCCCGACCCUUUUCGAAAUGAUGGCGAGCGAGCCCGAUGUACAGCCCAGAACACACCAGAUCGCCACACCCAACUCCUCCAGACCGCCUCUUCCGCUGCAAAUUUCAGCUCAGGAUAAGCAGAACUUGAUAAUGCAGCGAAUAACGGAUCUAUUGGUGACUAGGAGUCCCGGGAAUCAGUUCAACGAUGCGAGCUCCGGUGAUGUUAAAUUGACUCUGAGUUCUAAAGAUGGAAUCAGUGUUUCCAUGAAUGUGCACAGGCAGAUCCUGGUGGCGCAUAGCUCGUUCUUCGCCAUGAAGUUGUCGGAUCGGUGGGCCAAACAGCAGAGAGGAUCUUUGCCGUACGUUGUGGAGAUUGCGGAUUGCGAUGAUGUGGAGGUUUACAUCGAGACUCUGAGGUUGAUGUACUGUAGGGAUCUGAGGAGGAAGCUCAUGAAAGAGGAUGUUUCCAGAGUUCUUGGUAUUUUGACAGUUUCAGCCGCUAUUGGAUUUGACGCUGGGGUAUUGUCUUGUCUGGAAUUCCUAGAAGCUGCACCAUGGGCUGAGGAUGAAGAAGAGAAGGUGGCUUCAUUGUUAUCGGAGCUAAGGCUUGAAGGAGUUGGGGCAGGAGAGGUCUUAAAGAGAGUUUCUGUUGAGGCAAGCAAUGUAGGUGAAGAGGGUAGUGACAAUGAAGAAGUUCUUCUCAAACUUUUGCAUGUAGUACUUGAAGGCAAAGAUGAGAAGGCCAGGCGUGAGAUGAAAGGUCUGUUGUCAAAAAUGCUUCGUGAGAAUUCUUCUCAGAUUGAUCUCCGAAAGGAGUCCUUGUACUCAGCUUGUGAAGGGUGCUUGAAAUUGCUUCACCACAACUUCCUUAGGGCAGCACGAGGGGAUUUGGAGGAUGUUGGUCAGAUUGCACGGCAGGCUGACAAUUUGCACUGGAUUUUGGAUAUAUUGAUUGAUAGGCAGAUAGCUGAGGGUUUUCUGAAUAAAUGGGCUUCUCUGUCUGAGUUGUCUGAUGCACAUUCAAAAGUUCCAGCUAUUCAUCGAUAUGAAGUUAGCAGAGUUACAGCAAGGUUAUUUGUUGGUAUUGGAAAGGGGCAGAUGCUGGUUUCAAAGGAUGUGAGGUGCUUGUUUCUACAGACUUGGCUGGUGCCAUUUUAUGAUGAUUUUGGGUGGAUGAGAAGGGCAUGCAGAGGUCUUGAUCGACACUUGAUUGAGGAGGGUCUUAGCAGCACAAUUCUCACCUUGCCUCUUGCUUGGCAGCAGGAUAUUUUUCUUGCUUGGUUUAAUCGGUUCUUAAAUUCUGGUGAUGAUUGCCCAAAUAUACAAAGAGGAUUUGAAAUCUGGUGGAGGAGGGCUUUCUGGAGACGUAAUGGUGAGCAGGAACAGACACGGCCUUUACGAAUAACGACUGCGACCAUUGAGAACUAAUAUCGCACUAGAUUCCACGACGCCAAAUAUGAUGGCGCUUGAUUGGUUAGUCUACCUUUUCAUGAUCUUUCGUGUGUAAACUUCACAACUAUGGUUCCUUUCUAACUCCUUCCUUUUUAAACAAGGAUUGAGAAAUUCUGUGUGGUUUGUCAAAAUGUUGUGAAGGGUGGUCAAAAUAUUGGGAAGGUGGUUCAUUUGUUUGGUAUAGUAAAGAUAUUGCCAGGUUUAGCCUGGAAGAAUAGAUCCCCAUGAAAAACUUGUAUACAUUUUGUUGAAGAGAAGCCUCCGUAUACUAAUUUAGCAUGAUGAUGAAGUAGAUUCUUUUUCGUAUAUGUUAAGCUUUCUUUUCUUA